AUGUAUGUCAGGAUAGAAGGCACACGACUAGAGUUCAUUCGGAAGCAACAGUCACAAUUACGAGCUGAUCUCUACCUCAACAUAACCGACUUUGUCAAUAGAAGGCGUGGACUCCCGCACGCCCAUAUCCUCAUCACUUUAGACGAAGAAGAUCGUAUCCGCGAGGUGGAUGUUAUCGACAAGUAUGUGUCUGCAGAAAUACCUGAUAUUGAGCUACAUCCCUCUCUUCAUGACAAAGUUAAAAGCCAUAUGAUACACGGUCCAUGCGGCUCUCUAAACCCGAAUUCAGUUUGUAUGAGAGAUGGCCAGUGCAGCAAGAAGUUUUCAAAAGAAUUUUCCGAGUCAACGCAAGAGAACCACAAUGGGUACGCAACAUAUAGAAGACGUGAUACAGGCGUUACUGUUGAUGUUCGUGGUCAGAGUGUUGACAACCGCUUUGUUGUACCUUAUAACCCUUUUCUCCUGCAAAAGUUCAACUGCCAUAUCAACACUGAAGUCUGCAGCUCUGUAAGGUCAAUCAAAUAUGUGUAUAAAUAUAUAUACAAGGGUUACGAUUGCGCCAACGUACAGUUCAGUCGUGACGACCAAGCGCAGAUCGUAUAUGAUGAAAUUGACUCUUUCGUCAGUUGUCGUUAUGUGGGAUCUACAGAGGCCAUUUGGCGCAUUUUUGAAUACGAGAUGCAUCACCAAUCUCACAAAAUUGAACGUCUUGAUUGUCACUUACCGCAACAACAAACUGUAUACUUUCAAAACGGCAACGAAGCUGCCGCAGCAGCAAAUCCAAAGCAAACAAAACUAGAGGCAUUUUUCAGACUUAACCAACAAGAUUCUGAUGCUAACAAUUUACUCUACAUUGAAAUUCCGCAAAAUUACACAUGGGACUCUACCAGGAAAGAAUGGCGUAAACGGCAGCGUGGUGGACAAAAGGUCGUAACGCGCCUUUAUAAUGUGUCGCCAAAGAAUGUUGAACUUUUUAAUUUACGUCUCCUGCUACUACAUGUCAAAGGUGCGAAGGGUUUUGAAGAUAUUCUUACAGUUGAUGGCAUACUUCACGAAACAUUCUUGGCCGCCGCUAACGCAAGAGGUAUUGUGUGUAAUGACGACCAAUGGCAAGAUACUAUUGCCGAAGCGACAACAUCGCAGUCUCCUAGACAGUUGCGUCAACUUAUUGGAGUUAUUUGUGCUAUUAAUAUACCCGCAAAUUGCAACGCACUAUGGGAACAGUUCAAAGACCAUCUGUGUGAAGACUUACUUCGUGAUAUGUGCUCUCAAGCAGCGUAUAAUUUGGGCCUUCUUGAAAUUGAGGAUAUAUUGAUCGCUCACAACACAAGUUGUGCUGAGUUAGGGCUUCCAAUUCAGAACUGUCAGUCAACAAACAUAGAUAGUUACGACGUAAUGGAACAAGGCGAGUGCUUCAAUCAUAUGUUCAACAUGGCCAAUGACGAACAAAAAGCAAUCAUUACAGAAGUUAUUGGUGCUAUUGAAAAAGGACAAGGCGAAAAAGUACUCUGUCUCACUGCGCACGCUGGCUGUGGAAAGACGUUGCUGUUUUAUUUACGUUCAAAAUGUCUUGACUGUCUACCGUGCGCAUUCAGUGGCAUAGCGGCAAGCUUGCUGGUGGGAGGCAGAACAUUACACAAUCAGUUCAAAUUGCCUAUUCCUGUCACUGAGUCAUCGUUCCCGAAAAUCGCGAAAAAAUGUUCGGAGGCAAAGCCGUACUCCUAUGCGGGGACUUUAGGCAGACGCUCCCUGUUGUACCACACGCUGGGCAAACAGCUACAACUGAGCUAUGUGUGA
Macrosteles quadrilineatus (aster leafhopper) is the source of this 1797-nucleotide messenger RNA. RefSeq lists its product as uncharacterized. Gene Ontology annotation, molecular function: DNA helicase activity. The transcript is spliced from 3 exons. The record is from RefSeq and is a predicted model, not a curated record. NCBI's taxonomy places the organism in Eukaryota, Metazoa, Arthropoda, Insecta, Hemiptera, Cicadellidae. The coding region runs from base 1 to 1797 and encodes 598 amino acids. Gene Ontology annotation, biological process: telomere maintenance; DNA repair.